GGAACUAAGACUGCACUAUGGUGGGGCUUUUAUUUAUGAUCUGUAUUAUACAUUUGCUGUCAGUUUCUGAGGCUAAAACGUACCUCAUCACGGCACCCAAAGUUCUGCGAGUUGAUGCGUUAGAGACUGUGGUGGUGCAGUUGUUUGACUAUGACCAAGAAACCAUAGUAACUCUUGACCUUAAAGAGAAUCUGGCUUCUGAAGGCAGAAGUUAUGGAUCCCAGAUUCUCAAACUCAACACCAACAAUAAUUACCAAGCUGCAGCUACUCUACGGAUUUUUCCAGACAUUGAUAAAAAAGUCACACAUCUCCACCUGCAGGCCAUAUCUAGUUCCUUCACUAGAGACAUUAGAAUACCAGUCAUUCAUGAAAAUGGUUUUAUUUUAAUUCAGACAGAUAAACCAUUAUACACCCCAGAACAGCCAGUUGAGGUGCGAGUGUACUCUUUGAAUGAAGAACUGAGAAAAACAAAUAGACCUGUUUUCCUAACAUUUAAGGACCCAGAUGGUGUGAAAGUGGAAAUUGUUGAAAUGAAUUCCAUCACUGGUGUGAAACCAUUGCUUCCACCAUUUAAAAUACCAUUGAAACCUAAAUUUGGGGUUUGGAAAAUUGAGGCUGCAUAUGAUACUAACUUCACUACAACUGCCCUGGCUGAAUUUGAGGUCAAAGAAUAUGUACUACCCAGCAUCACAGUCCGCAUUCAGCCAGAAGCAAACUACAUCAGCACAGCAAACUAUGAGGCUUUCAAACUGAAGAUAUUUGCCAAAUAUGUCAGUGGGAAACCAGUCAGUUCAGCAGAUGUCUACAUUCGGUUUGGAUACAUUAUCAAUCAAAAUGUGGUCAUGAUACCACACUCGUUAAACUAUUAUAAGAUGGAUGAUGGUAAAUUGGAUGUUGUGUUGAGGAUCAAGCAAGCUCUGUCCAAGGUAGAUUCUGGGCCUCAGGACCUGUCGGAAAUGAACAACCAUUUUCUCCGUGUGGCUGUUUUGCUAAAGGAGGCUAAAGGUGGUAUUUCCCAGGAGGCAGUUCUGUCCAGUGUAAAGUUUGUCCACACUCCGUUUACCCUGAGUCUUAUUGCAACACCUCCUUUUAUCAAGCCAGCUUUACCAUACAGCAUCAGAGUUUUGGUGACAGACCCACUGGGUGAACCAGUAAGAGGUGUGCCAGUAAAAUUAAGGGCAACAGUAACUAAUGAUAAUAAUGAACAAGAAGAGCAAAUGUGCCAAGCACAGCUACAUGAAAUCACACAGAGAUCAAGAGAUGAUGGUGUUGCAUAUUUUGUUUGCAAUAUUCCAACAAAUGCUAUAAAAGCUGUAUUUACUUUUCAAACAGAUGACCAUAAUUAUCCACCAGAGAGCCAGGCUCACCUUACACUCAAUACUGUGGCCUACAAGUCUGUCAAUCAGCGCUAUUUGUAUAUCAAUUUACCUCCAUAUUCCUCAGUUUUUGACGUAGGCAACUAUGCCAAUAUCAACAUCAACUUUCAUUAUCGUGACUAUCUUUCACUGAAGACCUUCAGUUACCAGAUCAUUUCAAAGGGCAAAGUGGUAAAAUUUGCCACCGAACAACGGAUAUCUGAUAAAGUCCAGAGCAUUAACUUUAAGGUGACUUCUAACAUGGUGCCCUCUGCCCGCUUGGUGGUCUAUUAUGUCCUUACUGGAGCACAAACGGCUGAAUUGGUUGCAGACUCUGUGUGGUUCGACGUCAAGGCCAAAUGUGUCAACGAUUUAGAUGUUAAUCUGGAAGCUCAAAAUAAGGACUACAAACCCAAAGAGAAGCUUACAUUGUCAGUACAGACUAAGAGUGGGAAUGAAAACUCCCUGGUGGCACUCUCAGCUGUUGACACAGCCCUGUACGACCUCAGAGCCAAUGAUAAAAACCCACUAAACAAGGUUCUGCAGAAGUUUGAACGCAGUGACCUUGGCUGUGGAGGAGGAGGAGGCCGAGAUAACGCUGAUGUCUUUAGCCGCGCUGGACUGACUUUCCUUACAAACGCAAAUGCUGAUGCCUCCAAUGCAGAUGAGACUUGCACAGCUGUGCUCAGACCCAAACGCUCCACUCUUUCAGCCAAGGAAAUGGAACAACAAGCCAGUAAAUACAACGCUUUAAAACCAUGCUGUCUGAAGGGAAUGGAAACCACCCUUGUUCUAGAAACCUGCCUGGAUGCAUCCAACAAAUUUAAAACUCCAUACAUGGAAUGCAAGAAAGUUUUCCUGGCAUGUUGUAAUUUUGCAGAGAAACAUCGGAGAAAAAAUGAGGGUCCUGUCCUUUUUCACAGUCCAGGGAUUGAAAUUGAAUCUGCUAUCCGGAAAAAGCGGUCUUUACCCGAUUUGAACGAAAGAUUACAGGAAAAUGCUGAAAGAUACAAAUCUUUUAAACCAUGUUGCUUGGCGGGAACUGACAGUAGCCCGACUAUGGAGACCUGCCUUGAACGUGCCCAGAAAUUAAAAACCCCGUACCAACUAUGUAGAAGAGCUUUCCGUGAAUGUUGCAGCUUUGCUGAAAAGCUUCGGGCAGAAAGUAUUGGCAUCACCCUUGCCCGUACAGAAAUUGAGUUUCUGCUGGACUUGAAGACAGAGCAGGUCCGCAGCUAUUUCCCGGAGAGCUGGUUGUGGGAAGAACAUGAAACUGAAAAGUCUGGAUUGCUACACAUCACUAAAAGCCUUCCUGAUUCGCUGACUACUUGGGAGGUCAGAGCUGUUGGGGUGUCCAACAAUGGAAUAUGUGUCGCGCACCCCCUAAAGGUGUCAGUUCAGCAGGCAGUGAGUGUAGAUGUGCCUCUGCCUUACUCUAUGGUUCGGGGGGAGCAGAUCGAGCUCAGAGGCUCAGUCUACAAUGAGAAUUAUGCAGCUACAACAUACAGUGUAACUUUGUCAGCAUCAGAAGGGGUUUGUGUGUUUCGUGGAACUCUUCUGGCAGAUGAUGGUUUUCAACAAUUUAACCAAGGCAAGAUUGAGGGCAAUUCUGUGGAACUUGUCCAGUUCUUCAUCAUGGCAUUAGAAGUGGGCAAUCAUAAACUCAGCUUCACUCUUACAACCAAAUGGGGAAGAGAAACAGUGGUCAAGACACUGAGAGUGGUGCCAGAGGGAAUUAGAAAGGAAAUAUUAAUUGGACGCAGGAUUGAUCCAAAUGGCAUCUUUGGCACAUCUGUGCUGCGUAUUGAGCUAAGAAACUCCCUUCCUCAAAAGAUUGUGCCCAAAUCCACUGUGGAACGUCUGCUAACAGUGAAUGGUGAAGUUCUGGGAGAGUUGCUGUCCAUCAUUGUAAACCCAAAAGGGUUGACACAGUUGACUAACCUGCCCAGAGGCUCUGGAGAGGUGGAACUCAUGGGUCUUCUUCCCAUAUUCUAUGUGUAUGAUUAUAUCGAGCAGUCUGAGCAGUGGGGGAAAAUAAGGGGAUUUGAAAACAGCGUUUUUCUAAAAAGGAAGCUAAAUGAGGGUAUCACCAGUAUUAUGUCAUUUAAGAUUAGAUAUGAACACUGUUUCAGUUUAUGGAGGAACAAAGAACCCAGCACAUGGUUGACUGCUCUGGUGGUGAAGACUCUGGCAUCUGUAAACAAAUAUGUAACUGUGGAUCACGAUAUGCUGUCUGGAACUGUUCGCUGGCUGAUUUCAAAAUGCCAGAAUCCAGAUGGCUCCUUUAAAGAGAUAUCCAGCUACAAACCUAUAAAGCUUAUGGGUGCAGGGGCGGAUGCCACUGAACAGUCUGUGUAUCUCACAUCCUUUGUUGUAAUUGGGAUCAAACAUGCCUUGACAGUUCCCAAGUCCAACCUGGAAAUGUACGCACAAGGAGUGGAAAGGGCAGUACGCUACCUGUCUUUACAUGUUACAAAGGUGAAAAGUUUGUAUGUAAGAGCCAUAGCGGCAUAUGCCAUGACCCUUGUUGACCUCAACGACCGACAUGCAGUCACACUCACUGAUAAGCUUAAAAAAGAGUCACAAGUUAAAGGAAACCCAGUAACUGUCCGGUUUUGGGAGGAGAGCAAAGCCCCUGAGGACCCACUGAAGCCAAAUAGAGCCACUGCACUCUCAGUGGAGACCACGGUCUAUAUGCUACUCAACACUUUACUCAGAGGAGACUUAACUUAUGCCAAGCCGAUCAUCCAAUGGCUCACUGAUGAUCAACGAUAUGGAGGAGGCUUCCAUUCAACUCAGGACUCUAUUUUAACACUGGAGGCCUUAACCAAGUACAGUAUUUUGGGUCGUAAAGCCGUUUUACAAAUGGAGAUUGAUGUGUCAUACCGAAAAAAAGGAAAUAUUGGUCGUGUUACUUUGACACAGAGCAACCCUGUGGGCAAACCCAUUGAGAUAGAACAUGCUGAGGAUGUCAUCCUGAAAACAGGAUACAGCACAGGGGUGUCAUUUGCUAAUUUGAGAACAGUGUAUUACGAAAUGACAGAGAGCAAUGAUAAUUGCAAUUUCGACAUAACAAUAGAAGUUUAUCCCCGUAACCAAGCUUCAAGAGAUCCUAUUCUUCUCUCACCACGAAUAGUCGCCUGUGCCAAAUAUAAGAAACGUAUAAAUGAGGUUGAGAAUGAGGCAGGUCACACAGUAAUGGAAAUUAAUCUUCCCACUGGUGUGAGACCAAUCCAAGAGGACCUUCAAAGGUUUACUGAUGGACUUGAGAGCCGAAUUUCUGACUAUGAAAUAACUGGCAACCAAGUGAUUGUGCAGUUAGAUUCUAUCCCUUCAGACGAAUUCUACUGUGUGGGCUUCCGUAUUCAAGAGGUGUUUAGAACUGGCUUGAACAGCGGCUCUGUGUUCAAAGUGUAUGAGUAUCACGAUCCAGACAAUCAGUGUACAAAGUUCUACUAUAGUCAGAGUCGCAGGCUUCUCCGUCUCUGUGAUGGAGACCAGUGCCAGUGCAUGGCAGCUGAAUGUUGCAAUUUCAAGGCCGGCAUUGACCCGAAUCUUACUGUCGAACAGAAAAUACGUGAUGCGUGCAAAGAGAACAUUAAAUAUGUUUUAAAAGUAAAAAUAACAUCAACUGAAGCAGACAGUGAUUUUAUGACAUACAAUGCAGAGGUGGAAUCUGUCAUUGAAAAAGGGAUAUUAGACAUAACUCGGGCAGGUUCCUCUGAGGUCAGCUUUGUAAAGAGGGCAACUUGCACAUCAACAAAUUUGGAAAUUGGCAAACAGUACCUGAUUAUGGGUGCAGAUAUCAUGCAGCUUCGGGUAAACCGUAGAUACAAGUAUAAAUUUCUAUUGGACUCACAAGCUUCGGUGGAGUGGUGGCCCUUGGAUUCUGACUGCCAAACAAACUCUUGCAAACAAUACACCAAUGUUUUAAAUAAUUUUGAAUUUGAUUACCUUACUACAGGCUGCCCUUAGGGUAGCUGUUCUACUUUAUAACAGCUGUAUUUUCAUUUAUUCUGGAACAUAAUAUCAAAGCAUUGUUAUUUU
Molecule: messenger RNA, 5402 nt
Organism: Clarias gariepinus (North African catfish)
Lineage: Eukaryota; Metazoa; Chordata; Actinopteri; Siluriformes; Clariidae
Gene: c5
Product: complement component 5
Exons: 43
Coding region: 18-5330 (1770 amino acids)
Cellular component (GO): extracellular region
Molecular function (GO): endopeptidase inhibitor activity; protein binding
Source: RefSeq, a predicted model, not a curated record